AUGGUUAGUUUUACUGAUGCUAUCCUAGCCUGGAAUUUCAAUUUUUCAAGGACUCUAAAUGAUAAUGAAGUGAUUUUGGUAACAGAGCUACUUCAACUCAUCAAUAAUCCUGUGUUAACUAAUUCUGGUGAAGACUCUCUUACUUGGAGGCAUGGUAACACUUUCUCUAUCAAAUCUUGCUAUAAUGCUAUUGAAGAAGAAGGUUUUAUUAGGUUCCCUCAUAUGAAUAUUUGGAAUUCAAGAAUUCCUCAAAAAGUGUCUUUUUUCACUUGGUGCCUGUGUUAUAAUUCUGCUCCAACUUUGGAUACUUUGAGGAAUAGGAUUGUCAUCAACGGUUGUAUCUUAUGUAGGAAAGCUGCUGAAUCUAAUACACAUUUGUUUCUGCAUUGUGAAGAGACUAUGAAGCUGUGGCAUUUCUUUUUCAACAACUUUAAUUUAGUGUGGGUUUUCAGAGAAGAUGUCAAAGCUAAUAUAUGGGAAUGGAGCAGUAAGAAAGGUAAUUCUUUGAAACAAAGGUUAUGGGGCUUGAUUCCUUCUGCCAUUUGGUGGACUGUAUGGAAUGAGCGCAAUAAUAGGAUUUUUAGGGGCAAAUUCAAGAAUUCUGAUCAGAUCCUUCAAGAAGUAAAAGUUUUGCUUUAUAAUUGGUCUAUUGGCACCAAUACUUUUGCUGGGUUUACUCUAAAUACAAUGCUUCAUAAUUUGAAUGUUUUGUUAGGAAGCCAUUAG
Papaver somniferum (opium poppy) is the source of this 726-nucleotide messenger RNA. RefSeq lists its product as uncharacterized. The transcript has a single exon. NCBI's taxonomy places the organism in Eukaryota, Viridiplantae, Streptophyta, Magnoliopsida, Ranunculales, Papaveraceae. The record is from RefSeq and is a predicted model, not a curated record. The coding region runs from base 1 to 726 and encodes 241 amino acids.